GUUAAAGAAAAAAAAUUAAAAUAUAUCAUUCUUCCUCUGCCCAAUUCCUCUGUCCCUUUCACUAACCAAAAUAAAAAUAUUCAAAGUAUAUUAUAUAAUCUUUAGUAUAUUUAUUUGGCACCACAACACAACCAUUCAACACAAUUCUCUUCAUUUUCUUUUUGCAAUGAAAGAAUCAUCAAAACCAUGGAGACCAUUUACAUCAAAUUGUUGCACAACAGAAAACCAAACAAUCUUAAAAAAUUUCAGUAAAUGUAAACCUUCACGUUCAGAUUAUUCUAAGAACAUUGCUCCUUUACCAUCUUUUAGGAGACUUUCUUUUUCUGAUCUUAGCCGUUCCUCUUCGACGCGAAUCAAUGAAGAUCUUGCACUUUCUUUUGGUUCUGAUUUGUGUGAUUUUCAGCUGAGUGAACUUCGAGCUAUUACGCAGAAUUUUUCGAGCAAUUUUUUGCUUGGUGAAGGUGGAUUUGGAACUGUUCAUAAAGGUUAUUUAGAUGAUAAUUUUAGACAAGGUUUGAAGGCUCAACCUGUUGCUGUUAAGCUUUUGGAUAUUGAAGGUUUACAAGGACAUCGUGAAUGGCUCGCAGAAGUGAUUUUUCUUGGGCAGUUAAGGCAUCCAAAUUUGGUGAAGUUGAUUGGAUAUUGUUGUGAGGAUGAAGAAAGACUACUUGUCUAUGAAUUUAUGCCAAGAGGAAGCUUGGAGAAUCACUUAUUUAGAAGACUAACAUCAAUACCUUGGGCAACAAGAUUAAAAAUUGCAAUUGGUGCUGCUAAAGGCCUUUCUUUCUUGCAUGGUGCUGAAAAACCAGUCAUUUAUAGAGACUUUAAGACUUCCAAUGUCUUACUUGAUUCGGUGAGUACUGACAGUGUAAAAAACGUUUAGACUGUUAAUCAGUUAUAACCGUUGGAUCAUUAAAUUAUUAUUUUUUUGUAGAAAAAAUAUUUUAUUUUAAUCAUACUACCUUAAAUUUUGAGUUUAUUUUUUAUUUUUUUAACAAAUUUUAAGUUUUGUAUUGUGAGACUAAAAAAAGUUUUACUGAAUGAUAUAUCAAAUCACAUUUCAUCAUAUAUUUUAUAAUUUUAAAGAUAUUGUUAGAAACUAACAUAACAAAAUAGCAUGAUUGGAUAUCUACCAAUUAAAUCCUUAAUCUUUU
Trifolium pratense (red clover) is the source of this 1154-nucleotide messenger RNA. Its product is annotated as probable serine/threonine-protein kinase PBL15. Gene Ontology annotation, molecular function: ATP binding; protein kinase activity. The coding region runs from base 167 to 883 and encodes 238 amino acids. The transcript has 4 exons. The record is from RefSeq and is a predicted model, not a curated record. Gene Ontology annotation, biological process: protein phosphorylation. Lineage: Eukaryota; Viridiplantae; Streptophyta; Magnoliopsida; Fabales; Fabaceae.